Molecule: messenger RNA, 1974 nt
Organism: Poecilia latipinna (sailfin molly)
Lineage: Eukaryota; Metazoa; Chordata; Actinopteri; Cyprinodontiformes; Poeciliidae
Exons: 8
Coding region: 920-1732 (270 amino acids)
Source: RefSeq, a predicted model, not a curated record
AGGAAAAAUAGGAGAGUAAUUUUUUCGGAGUUAACAUUAUUUUCAUCUGAAAGUGUCAUUUUUAUACAUUAUAGAGUGAAAUCAUUUCAAUUGGUCAAUAGAAUCGGAACAAAAAAAUAAAGUAAAUCAUAACAGAGUAAAACAAGAACACGCCCACUGAAGUUCCUUAAGUUUCGUUUCUUCCACCAUCUUGUUAUCCCGCAUUGGAACGGAGGCGACGGUUAGCUGUGUGCCAGGUAAGUCCCCAAAUGAGUUGUAGAUAUAUUUUACGUGGGGUUUUAUGAUUUAUUUUUAUUAUUAAGACUAUUAAUCUCUAGUGGAAAGAUGACGUGCUGCUGUGUGUUCGUGGGGGAAGGAGGGGUGCAGCGAGGAAUUAACAUGGUUGGCUAACUAGUUAGCAUGUGUGCUUCAGCUAACUUAAUUUAGCCGUUUACAACAAUGUAAGCAGAAAAAAACAUCAAUGUUGUACAAUCUACGUCCAUUUUUUUAAUUUUCACAAGUCAAGGCUGUCGCUAUUUUUAAGCUGAGGAACGGAGUUUAAAAGAGGAGCUAGCUGUACAGUCGAAGCUGGCUCUUCUAGCAUGUGGAGCCAGGGUUCCGCCCAGAAAAUGGCGCGGGAGGACUAUGCUAGUAACGUUUCUUGAACGUAGAGCAGCGAUAAAAAAAAAAAACAGAAUUAAAGUCGUGCUUUGUAUGUAAACUAUGUAAGUUGUCAGUAAAACAUUUUUGACUGACUUUUUUGUUCAUAAACCCCGUUUCCAUCGAGUUGUAUGGAGCUGAUAUGUUUUUUCCCGUCUUAGCUGUGGUGAUUGGCUAAAUUCAAGUAAAGAGCCUAGCCCAUUAAGGAUAGUUGUUAGCCACCUUCAUGAUGGUUUCAAUCUUUUAUCUUAAUUUUUUAUUCAUGUUUACAUAAUGCAGGAUGCAAGCUGUGCGUAUCAAAUACAGAGAUCGACAGAAAUACAUCUGUUUUGAAGGCCAACUGACUUACAGUUCUUUUUUGGAAUGUGCUGCAAAAAAGUUCAGCAUCCCAACCUUGGACUUAAAAGUCUUUGAUGACUCGAAGACUGAAGUGGAUGAGGAGGUUUUUGAGCUCCUUUUGAAAAGUCCAAACCUUGGUGUGCUGGAAAUUUGUGAAGCACAAGAUCUCAAUCCAGAAGGUAAUCCUAUGGAUCAGCUAAGUUGUGCAGCAAGCAGCUCCUUUACCAGUUCCAGUGGAGAAACUGAAGUGGACUCCGAUGACACCAUUAUAUUGCAACACAGUCCUGCAACAAGACAGAGAACUGAAGACACCUCUCUUGCCCAAAUGAUUGAAAAUGUUCUAAAGAACAAACCAGGAGGAGACAGGAUCAUCAAUGAGUAUGCGCGGACAAAAAGCCUAACAGACGGCAGACGGCGUGACAUGGUCAAGAUAUUGGUUGCGCAUAUGACAAGUGAACAUGGGACAAGUCCUUCCAGAUGUAUCAAAGAGGACUAUGCAAAGGGUAUUAUUACCUUGUUCCCUUACCUGGCUGAUCCUAAGAGCAGAUUUGGCUAUGAGCAUUAUUACAAUGCAGAAGAUGGGAGUGGGUAUCUGGCUUGGAGACUGAAGUUUGUCCAGAGAGAAGCUUCUAAUGGACAAAAGAAGAUCCCCAGACUGUCACAAACCCAAACAGGGGGACCAACAACUGACAGGGACUGUUUGAGAGAAGAAGACUGCCUUAUGACACCUUGUGUUCUGAGGCCACUGCGCUGAUGAAGCACACAGCUGAUGAAGGAACUGUUAUGAGGAAGAUAAAACAGACUUUCAACUAUCGCCAGAAGAUGAUUCAUGACCCAGUGAAGUCAUCUAGUAUCUUUUUGGACUUCCCAAGAUUCCUGGACAUAGGAGGACUGGUUGAGCAAGAUUUUACAUUGUUUGGGGAAGCCGUCGCUGCAAAGUUCCUGGAGAAGUGGCCCAGCAUCAAAGUCACAUUGCUUUCAGUUGGCAUACAACUG